ACGCCGCGGACAUCACUCCGGCGACCCGCGGCAUGGGCAAGGAUCGGCUGCCGGCACCUGAUCCUGUCGGGGAUCGGUGUUCUGAGGAGCACUUCAUGCGGCUCCGGGCUGCCGUAAAAGAGCUUGACAGCGCGUGGUACGAUUCCACGAACAAUCUGACGGUCACCGCUGACACUCGGAAGGCCCUCUUCGAGGAGCUUUUAUGGGAGCACCGGGAGCUCGCUGAGGCACAUGACAAGUGCCAAGUGAUCCCGGAAGCUUCCAUCGAUGCUCUCAAGGAGCAGCUCGCCACGGCCCAACGGGAAAAGGACGAGCUCAACCGGCAGCACCAGGAUGAGCUGAACGCCCUCAAGACCAGCUACCAGGAUCUCAAGUCUCAGCUGAUUCAGCUGGGGCUCGAUCACGCCAAGGCCCUCAAAGCCGCUGAAGUGAGCGCAGCGGCCAAGUUGGACGAGGCUCUGGAGGAUGCUUCCAAUGCCACUGUGGUGUUGCGGGCAGAGCUGGAGGAGAUGGCCAAGGCCCGGAAGGGCGCCGAGGAGAAGGCCGCGCGGCUGGAGGAAGAGCCAUCGGUGCUGAUCGCCGGCGGCCAAUGCCUCGGGCGAACAACAGUCGAGCCAUCUGUAUUCUCAUCAUGGAACACCGACGGUUCCAAUACCGGCAUGGAUUUGAUCCUUGACUUGCUAACUGGCAUGCCCAACGGCAUUGAGGGUGAACACGCCGUACCUGCAGACGACAAGAAUGCCAUCGCCGCCAUCCUCUGA
Messenger RNA from Lolium perenne, 761 nucleotides. The record is from RefSeq and is a predicted model, not a curated record. Lineage: Eukaryota; Viridiplantae; Streptophyta; Magnoliopsida; Poales; Poaceae.